UUUGGAUUUAAAAAAUUCAUUGUACAUGUACGUGAUAACUGGGGCUCAAAUAAUAUAAAUCAAAUACAUUUUUGUACUGCAUACAGGUUUCCCAAGGACAAAGAGCUGUGCUGCAAAUGGACUGUAGCACUGCGAAGGCAGUCAUUCAGGUCAACACCUGGUGUUACUGUUGUAUGCAGUGUGCACUUUAUGGAGACUGACUUUGACAGGUCAGGGCAAACAGUGCGCCUCAGGCAUAAUGCUGUGCCAAGCAUCUUUCCAGGCUUCCCAAACCAUCUGAAAAAGGUCAGCAUUUCUUUUCAGUCUGAAACUUUCGAACCCAAACCCCCAAGAAAACCACCAGCAGCAAGAUUACCCCUAGCUGCCCGCAAUUCAACACAGAAUUGUAAUGCUACAACCAACCAAAGAUCUUCUGCAGUCGCACCUUGCACAGCAAGUGAUCAUCCGUAUGCCCUAACGUCCAGUCCAAUGACACUCAAAAGGAAGAUUGACCAUCUGCAGUCAGCUUUGGAGUCUUGCCAUAAAAAACUAAAAUGCAGCCAACAACAGAGCCGACGCCUGAGGAAAAAGGUUGAAUCACUGACAUCAGUUGUUGCGGAGUUGAAGGACAAAGGGAUGGUGUCUGAAAACUGUGGGCAAAUUCUUGAUGCUACAUUGUCUGGGGUACCAAAAGCUGUCAUGAGUUGACAGUUGAAGUAUCAUUGCACUGGUAAACAUACCCGAGAGGAGUACAACCCCAUGCUGAAAUCAUUUGCUCUGACCCUG
Molecule: messenger RNA, 765 nt
Organism: Acanthaster planci (crown-of-thorns starfish)
Lineage: Eukaryota; Metazoa; Echinodermata; Asteroidea; Valvatida; Acanthasteridae
Product: THAP domain-containing protein 1-like
Source: RefSeq, a predicted model, not a curated record